Molecule: messenger RNA, 2004 nt
Organism: Micromonas commoda
Lineage: Eukaryota; Viridiplantae; Chlorophyta; Mamiellophyceae; Mamiellales; Mamiellaceae
Exons: 1
Coding region: 1-2004 (667 amino acids)
Molecular function (GO): peptidoglycan beta-N-acetylmuramidase activity
Source: RefSeq, a predicted model, not a curated record
AUGGCGCAGCAACAGCCUCCGCCUCUGAUCUUGUUCCUGGCCGGCGCCGCGGCUGGCGCGCUGAUCGCCGCCAAUGGUGUGCUCUCGGCCGUCCGCAAGCGUGCGGGAAGGUCCAGAUCACGCGACGACGGAAGGCGCGUUCGCGUCGGCCUGGAGGUUGCCAAGGACGACAACUGGAAAAUCUUCAGAGGCAAGAAGGUUGGCGUCGUGAGCAACCCCACGGGCGUCCUACCGACCACCCUGGAGCACACGGUCGACGUCAUGCACGCAUCUGUCGGUACCGUGGACAUCCGCGCGGUCUUCGGCCCCGAGCAGGGCUUCAGAGGCGUCGGCCAGAACUCCAACCCGUACGGCAGCUACGACUCCGACAAGGAGAACGGAUCCGACGGGUCCUUCGUCGACCAGCGCACGGGGCUCCCGGUGUACGACACGUACCUGAAGAAGGGCCCCGAGCUCACCGCGAUACUGGAGCGAUCCGGCGUGGACGUCGUCGCCUUCGACAUCCAGGACGUGGGCGCCAGAUACUACGCGUACGUCUGGACGCUCUACGACGUCAUGGUCGCCGCGGCUUCGGCUAAGAAGCCGAUAUCAGUCGUGGUGCUGGAUCGACCCAACCCGCUGGGCGGCGAGGUGCUGGAGGGGCCGGUGGACAUCGCGGUAGGGUGCGAGAGCCUCGUGGGUCGCAAGCCCAUCCCGGUGCGGCACGGCAUGACGGUGGGCGAGCUGGCGUGGUUCCUCAACAAAAAGUACGUCGCCGCCGAUCCUGACAACGGCUCUCGCAAAUCCGUGAAGCUCAGCGUCGUGGCCAUGCGCGGUUACAGGCGACGCAUGACCUGGGAGGAGACCGGACUUCCGUGGGUACCCCCGUCGCCCAACAUGCCCACCCCGCGAACCGCACUGGCGUACGUGGGAGGCGCGCUUCUGGAGGGUACCAACUGCUGCGAGGGGAAAGGGACAACCGCGCCUUUCGAGCUGGUGGGCGCGACGUGGGCGGAUGGGCGACUCGCGGACUUUCUCAUGAGACGAACACCCGCGUCGGCGGCUCGGUCCGUCGCGCCACUGGACGCUUCGAACGAGUCACCGCAGCCGAGGUCCGAGGAGGAGGAGACGGAGCCGGCCCCGAGCCGCCGGGGCCGAAGCUCCGUGAAGCGGGGGCUCAACUACAGGCCCAAUUACGCGGAGUCUUCCCCGGGGAACAGCCCGCGCAAGAACGGCGCCAGGCCCUCGCCCGGCACCCCGCGCGGCGGCAUCGGCAAGAAGCCCCGCGGCGGGAAGAGCGCCAAGGGGAAAGGGAGGAAGAAGAGCAAGAGCAGACUGAGCCGACCGCCGAGCGGGAAAAUGAUUCGAAUUCGCGAAGGAGCCCCCGUCGAUGGACCCGCGGCGAAGUACCGCGAGGCGUAUUUCACCCCAACCUCGGGCGCGCUGCAGGGACGAAUCGUGUCCGGCGUGCAGGUGUACCCGCGCGGAAUCGAGAACGCCCUGUUCAGGGAGGGAGUCGAAAUUCUGUUGGCCCUGAGGCGGUGCUACCCCGGGGAGUUUGCGUGGCGGGAGCAGGCGACGGUGCGGGCCAGGGUCGAGAACGCGAGAUGGCGCGCCGAGAACUCGGCGGUGCUGCGCUCCCCCGCCAAAUCCACCUACUCCAACUACUCCAGGAAGGGAGGAUACUACCCGGAUGAACGCUCCUCGGACGACGGGUACAGCUCCGAGGACGAUCGCGGCUGGCGCGGCGACGACGGCGAGGUUCCCUGGAGCCCCGAGAGCGCUCGAAGGCCCGGUCGAAGGCCCGGGUUGCCCCCGCGGUCGCCCGUUCCCCCGGCGCCCCCGCCGCCCGCGCGAUGGGACCCGAAGAAGACCCCGUUCAUCGACAUGCUCACGGGCAGCGCCGCGCUGAGGGAGGCUGUGGACGCGGCGGAUGACGAGAAGGUCGAGGGCGUUAUCGCCGAGUGGGAGUCGCAACUGGAGAAGUUCGCGGAAGUCAGGCGAGGGUUCCUCCUUUACGAUUAA